CCCGCGGCCGGAGGAAGAUGGCGGCGGCGCUGGCGGGCGGGUCGCUGGGCCGGGUCUCUGCGCGGCUCCCGCCGGCCCGGGGCCGGUUCCGGGGCUGCCUGGCCGGGGCGCUGCUCGGGGACUGCCUGGGCGCUGCCUUCGAGGGCAGGGACCUGGUGCCGCUGCCCGAGCUGCUGCGCCACCUCCGCGGCCUGGAGCCGGCCGGGGGCAGCGGCGAGGGGGCGGAUGGCAAAGAAAUGCUCUGCUACACAGAUGACACAGCCAUGGCCAGGUGUGUGGUGCGGUCUCUGCUAGCCAAGAGAGAAUUUGAUGAAGUUGAUAUGGCCAGGAGAUUUGCUGAGGAGCACAAGAAGGAGCCAGAUCGGGGCUAUGGGAUGGCCGUCGUCAAAGUGUUCAAGAAACUUCUGAGCCCCAAGUGCAGUGAUGUGUUUGAGCCAGCCCGAGUGCAGUUUAAUGGGAAAGGCUCCUACGGGAACGGUGGUGCUAUGAGGGUAGCAGGCGUUUCGCUGACUUACCCUGAUGUUCAGGAUGUGAAGAAGUUUGCGAAGCUCAGUGCUGAGUUGACCCAUGCCAACUCACUUGGCUAUAACGGAGCCAUCCUGCAGGCUCUGGCAGUGCACCUUGCCUUGCAGGGAGAGCUCAGUUGGGAAAGCUUCCUGGAGCAACUGAUCGGCCACAUGGAGGAUGUAGAGGCAGAUGAUAAAUCUUUGGCUGAUGCACGAGCGAUGGGUUUUGAAGAAUUACCAUUUUCAAGACGUCUUAAGAAGAUGAAGGAAUUUUUGGAGCUUAGCACCGUUCCAAAGUCAGAUGUAUUGCUUGAGUUAGGAAAUGGCAUUGCUGCUCUGGAGUCUGUCCCCACUGCGAUUUACUCCUUCUUGCGUUCCAUGAAAUCUGACCCAGAUAUUCCCGAUCACUACAACAACCUGCAGAGAGUCAUCAUCUACUGUAUCUCGCUGGGUGGAGACACAGAUACCAUAGCUACCAUGGCUGGAGCCAUUGCAGGAGCUUAUUAUGGGGAGGAGCAGGUACCCCUGUACUGGGAGCAGAGCUGCGAAGCUUUUCAAGAGACAGAGAUGUUGGCAAAUAGCUUGCACGACCUCUACUGCCAACGACUUUGAGCCACAGAGGUGGUGUCUUGUGCCAAGGUUAAAGCGUCUACCUCUGCCUCACUGAUCAGAUCCAUAGCAAAUGGGUCCACCUUGUCUUUAAUGAUCUGUAACCUGUCCAACUCCAGAAUGGCACUUGCUGUCAUGUGUCGCAUGGUAGAAGUGAGACUUGGACCUUGUUUUUCUGUUACAAUUGAUCUGGAGGGUGCUUGCACAGAGCUUUGGACGAUGGAAUUUGUUGUCCCACCGAAGCACAGAGGCAGUGUCUGGUUUCUAAUGAGAUUUCUGCUUCUUACCAAGGCCUCCUGUCAGUGUCUCGUUCUGUCAUAUGACUUGUCCAAGCGUCAAGUGGGGUCUAAAUCCAGGAACCAGCUUCCUGUCAUCUGUUUCCAGAUUCCACAGACUUCCAUUCACAUGUUCACAGCCUAACCUUCAGGAAGCACUUGGGUUGCACCGUACCCAUAAUGCAAUUCUUUUGUCAUCUUUACUCUCUGCGUUACACCUGUGCCUAACUCCUUAGACUUUCCAUUCCCUUAUGCACCAGACUGCGACCUUCCAGAAUGCUGCUGUUGCUCUGGUUACUCUCUCUCCUCCCAGCACCUAAUCUGUGCUGUGCUAUCCUUGCACCCCAUUCUGCACACCUGGUGUCCAGUGCAUGUGGCAAGGUUACUAGUAAACCAGUGGGAAGAGAUGUAGUAAAACCUAGUGUUACCUUAGGUCCAAAUCUUAGUCCCGUUGAAGUCAGUGACAAAAAUCUGAUUGACGUCAGCGGGAACAGGAGGCAACUCUAAUUGCUUUCAACCUUUGCACCUGGUUGGGAUUGUCUAAAAGUGGACAGAAGAGCGGUUUCAGUUGAGAAGUCACAUCUGUUAAGAAAGGGCUCAUGUACUAGGAGACCGUGCAAAUGGUAGAAGAUGUAUUAGAAAACAGUGUUCUGCAGUGGAAUGUUUAAAAACGUGCCCAGUCAAGCAGGCAGAGGGGAAAUAAUGAGUCUGUAUGCAAGCUGAAUUGUGUAAAUAAUGUAUUUUGAAAUGUCUGUAGUAAUUACAGAAAACAAAGAAAUAAAAAACAUCCUGUUUGCAGGCAGCUACCGUAUGGAAAUGGGUAUAAAUCCAAAUGUUACAAAGAUUUUACUAAACCUGGGAAGGGAACACAUUACUAAUAGGGGGCUUAUUUCCUACUGAUGUCAGCAGAAAGUUGUUGUGUACGUGUGAACAAUCUGGUUGUAAUUGGGUUAUUCCUCACCUUUCCUGUACUUUACUUCCCUAGAGUACCAAUCUAUUGCAUGAAGCUUUAAUGGAUUUUCCGAGUAUACACAUGACUUUGUCCUAUAAAUAUGUGGAAUUAUGGGCCCACUGUAUUUACAGACUCUGCUGCAGAUCUGAGAAGUAAAACAUCAUAUCUUAUAUACUUAGAGAUUCUGCAAGAGACUUCAGAAUUUUCAAGGAAGACAUUUAAAAACUAAUUUUCUGUUUAAACUGAUCUUGUUUUUCUUUUGAAUGGAAGGAAGUUGUGGAGCUUGCACCGGUUAGCUUUUAUAAAGUCUGGCUUUUCCUAA
Messenger RNA from Gopherus flavomarginatus (Mexican gopher tortoise), 2664 nucleotides. RefSeq names its product ADP-ribosylserine hydrolase (gene ADPRS). The coding region runs from base 18 to 1118 and encodes 366 amino acids. The transcript has 6 exons. Gene Ontology annotation, cellular component: nucleus; mitochondrion. The record is from RefSeq and is a predicted model, not a curated record. NCBI's taxonomy places the organism in Eukaryota, Metazoa, Chordata, Testudines, Testudinidae.